UGUUGUUGUGUUGAUUGUGUACACUUGUAAGGACAAACGCUUUGAGCAGUAUGAGGAAACACUGCCUGAAUGUCAUAUACUGAUGGACAUCACUGGAUUUAUAAAGUGUAACCCGCACAUUAAGGCAGACCAUAGAUAACUGCAGCUAUGUAAAUGUCUCGCGCACUGGAUCAGAAUUGUUGCGCGGAGAAACACAAGGAUCUCAUUUUUCACAAAACAUGACGAUACAGCGGACGUGCAGCUUAUAACGCUACAAAAGGCAAGACUGAAAAAAGCAAAGAGGAUGAGGAUGCCAUCACCAGGCUCUCUUUGCUCAGCCCCAGAUGCCUCCGCUCCCUCUUGACGAGCGCAUAGUGGUUAUUCAGCGCCCCAAAAGUUUGGCCUUGCGCGUGGCCUCCCCACCAACCACAUCACAAUCUUCCUCACACCGCCCAGCCACUCACAACGAGCCUCCACCCCACUUACCACAACCCCAACACCCAUUACCCCGUUCCCAUCCAGGUUCCAAGUACCUGUCUCUGGAAUGCAAGCGCAGGCAAUCAUCCCAUGUUCAAAGAUAUAAAGGAGAACGAGGUGCUCCCUUUGAGGGCAGCGGCCACAAUGCUAGCCAUUGUCACAGCAAUGGGACAGUAACUUUAGGUCCCAGACCUCACAAGCACACGCAUACCAUUGACAUUAAAGUGUCUUUGGACAAAGGUGGAAGAGGAGGAUCUUACAUAGACAAAGACCGCAGCAGUAGUCUUACCCGAAGUGGACGCAUCAAGGGGAACAAAACUAAACGGGUGUCCCUGCACUUGGAUCCAGGGCAAGGUGAAAGGAAAUGCAAAGGAAAGUCUUCCGAAUCAGUGGAGAAGCACCAGAACCAUCAUCAGAGUCAAAACAGGACUCAGCACAGUAGCCAUCAUCCAAACCAACUUACAGUCUCUCCUGGAGGGAUCUUGGAAUUUGUACCAGCGCAAAGACAACAGUCAAAAUCCAAGCCAACAAGAGAGAGAGACUUGUCAUCAAAGUCUUGCUCUGCAACUACCAGCUACCUGUUGCACAGUGAGAGGAACGUAUCAUCUGUAGGAAACAAAGAAAACUCCAAACUGGGACCCCGCCACCAACUGCCACAUGCCCACAGCCUAUCCCGUCACCACAGUUCAGCCCCAUUACCCCAUGCUGCCAUCCUAAACCCUCACUACCCUGCUGUACCACCCUCACUCCCUUCCCGAGCCCCUUCCUCCUACCAGCACAGUCAACCCCGUCCCUCACACACUAGAGAACAUCGGCCCCAAAUUCUUCACGCAUUGCCCCUCUCCCCUACUUCCUCCCAAGGAGGCUUCCCCAGUCCUGACCACACAUGUACAAUUGACUUUUCCCACCCCUGUGGCUGUUGGAGGUUGGUGCGUUGUAGAAGAGGUAGAGGUCACUCGUCUGGCUGCCCCGGUCAUAGUACAAGCCCAUCCUCUUCAUUUUCUCAUGCCCAAGGAACAAGUGCUGCCAACGGAGGUGGCGGAACCAUGGGAUUGAAGACUUUAGGAGGGUGUCUGUCAACUGCUUCCACCACCAACACCUCCUCUUCUAACAGCACUGUCUCAGACUGUCGCACAGGGCUGCUCAGACCUUUGAGUUGUGCAUCCUGUUCUGGAGAAGCUGGAGGUUUUGAGAGCCCUGCUGCUUUCCGUAAGAAACUGGUUGGGGGUUGUUUACCCUGUACUCCCCUAUCCUCAUCUGCACCUCUUCGAGCACUCCAGAGUUGCGUCAGUGGGUGCAAUCCCAAAGCAAGCCAAACUGGCAGCUCCACAUGCAGUUACUGCAGUAGUGACCCCAUUGUAGUGACCUUUAACCCACACAGAGGGAAUCCUCCCAACCUGGGGCGUAAUAUUGGUGCACAUACCAUGGGAGGAUACCAGCCUGAUGAUGAUGAUUACAGUGUACGCACAAUUUGGCCGGAGGAGCUAGCAAAGAAGAUGACUCGCUCUAAAACCCAACCUAUCCACCACAAUACAGGUAUUGGAAUGGGCUCAGGGAGAACCUGCAUGGGCCACAACCAGAAUAGUGGCAAUGGUGGCAAUCCUGUAAUCCUGGACUGCCGGAACCUUAUGGAGUUCACUCGUUCCCAGUUGACAGAUCAGGCAGGACGACGGAGGCUCCAGCAAGGCAAGAUGGCAGUUUUGGACUUUAUUGGAUCAGGAAAUAGCGGGGACCAGGGUAGAGAUUCCCUCAAGCGGCUUUGGAACAAAGGAGCAGAUGCUUGCAUGGUGGAUGGCAACGGGUUUGACGAUGAAGUGCUUCCACAAUCCCCAUCCCUUCGCUCUCCGUCUCCAGAUUCCCCUCCAUCCUUCUCACCCCCACCCUCUGCUCCUAGCACACUUAUUAAGCCCAAACCCAAACAGCGAGAGAGGCAGGGGGGACACACCUUACCGUCUACACAGUCGCUCCACUUGGUCCUCAACUCACUCAACAGAGAACAAGAUGAGGAAAAUGGACGAGUGCACCUUUCCCUCCCCCUCUCCUCAUCCCUCCCAGCGUCACUAUCUGAGGAGAGUGUUAUGACCCCAGAUGUGGAGAAUGCUGUGAUUAGCCCCAUCCUCCCUUUCCUUUUCCUGGGCAAUGAGAGAGAUGCACAGGAUUUGGAUCUACUGCUUCGUCUCAACAUUGGUUUUGUGGUCAAUGUCACAACCCAUCUUCCCCUCUACCACCUGGACACAGGCUUGGUGCGUUACAAAAGGCUUCCAGCUACUGACAACAGCAAGCAGAACCUGCAACAGUAUUUUGAAGAGGUUUUUGAGUUUAUCGAGGAAGCUCACCAGUGUGGACGUGGUGUUCUUGUGCACUGCCAAGCAGGUGUGUCCCGCUCCGCUACUAUAGUCAUUGCUUACCUAAUGAAGCACACCCUCAUGACCAUGACUGAUGCCUAUAAGUAUGUGUGGGGCCGGCGGCCAAUAGUCUCCCCCAACCUCAACUUCAUGGGCCAGCUGCUAGCGUUUGAGAGAGACCUCAACUCUGGGGUAACACCUCGCAUCCUCACCCCCAAACUGAGUGGCCUGGAAACACAAGUUUAAAAGGAUGGUGCAAGAAAGAAAAUUGUGAGAAAACGAGCGGGGAGAAGGAGAUAAAUAGAAGAUGGAAUUGGUGGAAAGAAAUGGAUGGAUAAAAAAAUAAGGAUAAGAAUAAAGCCGUUUGACAAUAGCAAACAGUUGAAAUUGAGGAUUUCGAGAAAGAGAUGACAGAAUUAUCUAGAUGAUGAAAUCAGUCAAAAAGAAAUAGAGGAAACAGUCUUGGUCUAUUUUAAUUGAAGUACCUUUAUUCUUUCUGUUUCAUACAAAUAGCACUUAUAUGACAGUUGGUAAAUGGAUGUUUGUGCUACCCACCCUGAUACUCUGUUAAUUAUGUGCCAAGUUUUCAUUCAAAAUAAUAACCCAAUUCACUUAAAUUAUUAUUGUAUUACUAUUAUCAAGCUUGGUUACAUACAAAGGCUGUAUAAAAGUAUUUGGGGGGAGACAAAUGCAAUCAAAGAACUCUGGCUGUCAAACACAGAAAAAGAUCCGAUGUGUUGAGACUCUCAGAACUGUGACAUGCAUCACAUUCGAGACCCAAGAGCUGUAGCAAACUUCAAACUCCUUUUCCACUGUGCACAGAACUUUUCUAGACAGAUUAUUUUUGAUUUGGGAGAUCAUUUGAAGGCACUUUUGGGUUACUUUGCGUUAGCUGCCAACUAUUUAUAAAUUUCUCCGCUGACAUGAUUCAUUUUGCCUUUGAAGUUUUUUUCGAUACUGCUAUUUUUGUUACUUGAUUUUACAUCUUGCAUUCUUUAUCUUAGUGUCUUUGUGUGGGUGGUGUGCAAUAGUGUUGAUUGGGAAGCGGAACUGAUUUAUUUUCACUUGGACACUGUUUCACUAAUGGACAUUUUUUAUGGGACAUGAACCAGCCAUUCUAAUGGCAGAUAUAAUCCAAAAAUCAUAUAUUUCUUUUUUAUUUCCUGCUUAUGAUAUUGAACAGAGGGCAAUUUGUAUAAAGCACUGUGUAAUGAAAAAAAUUUGUUAAAAGCAAAAGUGGAUAAUAGACUAUACAGUAAGUUUUUCUUUAUUUUAUCCAACUGACUAUUUAUUUUACUUUGAGCAGGCAGUGCAAUGGCUUAAAUUUACAUGGAUUUAAUUUUACUUUUUGUGCUUUUUGUAUGUUAUGUUGCUGUCUUUGUGCUCCAAAUGGUGUUUAGAAAUUAUGAGUAGAAAGAUUUUGUGCAAUUUAAUUUUACAUUUUAAUAAGGAAUAUGUACACUGUUUAUUACUGUGCAAAAUUACUGUGACUGGAGCAGAUUGGGCCAAGUCAUCAACAUGAAUCUUACUCUUUAGUAUAAUUUGAAUUUGAAAUUCAGAAUUGCACAUCAAGGUGACGUAGAUAUUUAUAGUUUAUGCAAAAUCAGCAUGAAAGUUCCAAGGUGAUAGUGUGCAGGUGUUUUCUGUCAUUUGCAUUUCUAUCAUAUUCAGUUCACUGCAUAAGAAAAAUGAACACUCUUAUCAGCUUUAAUGCCUGCCCUGUUUUUAAACAGCCUGCCUAAUUUGGCCAUGAUCAGAUUUUAGUGCUCUCAGGACUGUAGUCAAACACUCUGGUUUUGUAUUAGCAACCACGAAGUAAACCCAGAGCCCCUUCCUCCAUUUAAAUUCUUCCUUAAUUUUCCUACCUUCCUUUUUCUUUCUGUAUGUCCUCUAAGAGACUAUGCAUCAUUGUGGGAAUACAUUCUGUGAAAAAAGACUUGGUUCACUCAGUUCACUGUGAAACAUUCUUCUUCCUGCAUAUUGUCAAGUUCUCAGCCUUGGUCCUUGAAGCCGCCUCUCAUCAGUCUUGACAAGCGAGGAGUUUGUCUGCUGUGUCUGAGCUCUUAUCUGCCUCACUAAGCCAUUGGGCCUUCACACACCACUGCUGAGUCUCCGUUAAUGUGCUCUGCCCAGCAACGCGUGACAAAGUAUACUAUAUUGCAUUUCAGUUCAAAUACGCUCCAGUUUAAUCCCCCCGCCCCCCACUGUACCUAAAGUAAAGACAUGUGAAGGUGUUUUCUUACAGGUACAAAACCACAGAAAUGCCC
Molecule: messenger RNA, 5068 nt
Organism: Sinocyclocheilus anshuiensis
Lineage: Eukaryota; Metazoa; Chordata; Actinopteri; Cypriniformes; Cyprinidae
Exons: 5
Coding region: 324-3047 (907 amino acids)
Biological process (GO): negative regulation of JUN kinase activity; peptidyl-tyrosine dephosphorylation
Cellular component (GO): cytoplasm; cytosol
Molecular function (GO): protein tyrosine/threonine phosphatase activity; MAP kinase tyrosine/serine/threonine phosphatase activity; MAP kinase tyrosine phosphatase activity
Source: RefSeq, a predicted model, not a curated record